Molecule: messenger RNA, 1904 nt
Organism: Saccostrea echinata
Lineage: Eukaryota; Metazoa; Mollusca; Bivalvia; Ostreida; Ostreidae
Product: organic cation transporter protein-like
Exons: 10
Coding region: 21-1643 (540 amino acids)
Biological process (GO): transmembrane transport
Cellular component (GO): membrane
Molecular function (GO): transmembrane transporter activity
Source: RefSeq, a predicted model, not a curated record
AGAAAAAAGAAAACAUAAGAAUGGAUUACGACGAUCUGAUUAAGAAAUUUGGCAACUUUGGAAAAUUUCAUUUUCGUCUUUAUGUUGUGCUUUUCUUUCCCGUCCUUUUCAAUUCUUUCAGCACCCCCAUUAUUGUAUUUUUUCUGGGAGACCAGUCAUACAGGUGUAAACUUCCAGACUGGCAAAAUGACACGUUUGCUGUACAAAAUGAAUACCACAAGAGUAUUAUAAAUUCAUCUAUACCCACAACCUCUGAUGGUAAAUACAAAGAAUGUGAAAUCAUAAGGAACGGGACGAUAGGAACUUGCACAGAAUGGGUCUUCGACAUUUCAACAUUUUCCAACACUAUUGUCUCACAGUUUAACUUGGUAUGUGACAGAACUAUGCUCCGCCCUCACGCCAUGACGACGUAUUUCAUUGGAUAUGCUGCGUCAACGGUUCUCCUGUCCAUUGUUGGAGAUGUAAUUGGACGACGACUAGAGUGCUGUAUAUGUUUGACGUUUAUGUUCAUCACAAAUAUCACCAUGCCGUUUUCCACGUCUGUCUACAUGUUUGCAGCCCUCCGCUUCCUUGACGGAUUCUGUGCUUCUACCAUUUAUCGUACCGUUUUUAUAAUGGGGUUGGAGUUUGUAACACCACAGUUACGUCUGAUAUCCGGUACGGUCAUAGUUCUAGUUUUCUGUGUGGGAGCCUAUAUCCUGGUGCUGAUUGCUUAUUUUAUCAGAGAUUGGAGAUGGCUACAGUUAACAGUUGCUAUUCCAAUGGCAAUACCCCUCAUCUACUGGUGGCCAAGAAUAUUUCCAGAAUCUCCAAGGUGGUUGUUAUCUCGUGGAAGACACGAGGAGGCAAUGAAAAUCUUGCAGAACGCGGCAAAGAUCAACAAUACUCCACUUGAUGAAGAUAUCAACUUGUUGAAAGUCAAUGUUGAAAAAGAUGGCGAUAAAGGAAUCGUUAACAUCCUGAAGAUACUCAUUACAUCCCGAAAACUGGUCAUUCGUUGGCUCAUAGUUACAGCAAACUGGUUUGCCAUUGCCUUUAUAUACUACGGUCUUACUGUAAAUCUAGGAAAGUUUGGUGGAAAUUUGUACGCAAACACUGCACUUUCAAUCACAGCUGAAAUACUUGGAUACUCAAUGUGCUUUCUUCUGGACAAAACAGGAAGAAAGCCUAUGCAUCUUGUUGUCCUUUUUGGUAGUUCUGUGGCUUGUUUCCUCACACUGAUACCAAUACUUUUGUUGGAUGAAUCUUAUAAUUGGCUUAUGAUCACCUUUGCUAUGAUUGGAAAGUUUGGAAUAUCAGCAGGAUUUGGGGAGAUCUAUAUAUAUACUGGAGAAAUGUUUCCGACUGUGGUCCGGAGUUUAAGUCUUGGUCUUUCUGGAGCUGGAUCAAGACUUGGAAGCAUUACAUCUCCGUACAUGUUUUUUCUGGCGGAUGGGACGUUUGGGAAGGUGUUACCUUUCCUGCUCUUUGGUUCUUUGACCUUCUGUGUUGGACUUCUUUCACUAAAACUCCCAGAGACCAGAAUGAUAAAACUCCUGCAGCAAGUAGAAGAUGUCAGUGAAGAAGACAUUAGGCGCCCUCCUCUAAGCAAAGAAGCAAAUGAUACAGAAGAAGUAGAAAGAUUUUUGGAAGAUGGACUGUGAAACAUAUCAUUUAUGAUAUACAAAGUACAAGUACAUGUAGUAGAUUCGAAUUCAUGUCUUGUGAUAUAUUAUUUCUUGAUUUUGUGGGGGUUUUUUUAAUUUCAAAGAGUGACAUAUCAAGUUACAAAUUUAAUUUUUUUUGCUCACAUUCUCUCACACAUUCACACUUCCCCUUGAUUUUGUAUUUAUUUUUUUUUAGAUCUCUGUGAAGAUUGAGGAUGCAUAAUAUUAUUUUUUAUAGCUCUAAUUAUCAUAGACCAA